Molecule: messenger RNA, 1734 nt
Organism: Aureobasidium namibiae CBS 147.97
Lineage: Eukaryota; Fungi; Ascomycota; Dothideomycetes; Dothideales; Saccotheciaceae
Product: alpha/beta-hydrolase
Exons: 1
Biological process (GO): macroautophagy; neutral lipid catabolic process; multivesicular body membrane disassembly
Molecular function (GO): glycerophospholipase activity
Source: RefSeq, a predicted model, not a curated record
CUACCUCCCAUCUCCAUACCCGACGCCCCAAGCUUAUCAGAACAACAUGACUUCACCUUGAGGCACAUUGUGCACAAGGGCUCGCACCAAUACCCGAAUCUCCUCCGCAAGGUCGACAUCACUCCUGCCCUGUCCCUCCAACACAUUCAAGAUGGCGACGACGACCCCGACUAUGCUAUCGCCUUCUCACCCACCGACUCCUACCGUACCAACUCGGCUCCCAUGACGAUAGAGCGUCUCGCCGAUCGCCGCCGCUCAACAAUCGAUCGCUUGCUGGAAGCUGGUCGCAUGCGUGGAGAGGCUGUCUCUCUGCCCUCCUCUGCCUGGUCCAUGGAUCCUGUACAUGCCCCCAACAUCACUGACAAGGAGACUGUUCUCAGUCUUGCUCGUAUGGCUUACAAUGCCUACGUCACCAAGCCCUACACUGGUGACUGGGUCGACGUCGGAGGAGGCUUCAACUACACUGAAGACUUUGGAUGGGAGGCCGAUGGUCUACGCGGCCACAUCUUUGCCGAUACCAACAACAAGACUGUCGUCAUUGGUCUCAAAGGAACCUCUCUCGCUGUCUUCGAUGGAGCAGAUACCACUGGAAACGACAAGCUCAACGAUAAUCUGUUUGGAAGCUGUUGCUGCGGCCAAGGUGGCUGGGCUACCUGGAAGCAAGUCUGCGAUUGUCAGACCUCAGCCUAUACUUGCAAUUCGACCUGUCUGGUUAAGAAUCUGCGGAACAAAGCCCACUACUAUCAAGCUGCUCAAGACCUAUACCACAAUGUCACCGAACUCUAUCCUAAUGCUGAUAUCUGGUUGACCGGUCAUUCCCUCGGCGGUGUCGUCACAUCGCUCCUUGGUCUAACCUUUGGGUUACCUACCGUCACAUUUGAGACAUUCCCCGAAGCACUUGCUGCCAGUCGCCUGGGUCUUCCUACACCUCCGGGUUACCACAUUGGCAACCACAAGGAACGUCCUCAUACCGGUAUCUAUCACUUCGGUCAUACUGCAGAUCCCGUUUACGACGGGACUUGCAACACUGCCUUUUCUGGUUGCACAAUCGCCGGUUACGCUUUUCAAGGAAAAUGUCACACUGGUAGCGAAUGUACCUAUGACACAGUCAAAGACUUUGGAUGGAGACAGGGCGUUGGCAAUCAUAAACUUGGCAAUGUCAUUCACAGUGUGAUUGAGAAGUACGACGAGGUCCCCAAAUGCGAACAACAGGAAGACUGCAUGGAUUGCUUCGAGUGGAAGUUCUUCGAAAGCAAUGGCACCGAAACCACAACUAGCUCUUCCUCUACUUCGACGUCGACCACACGUACCAGGACGGAAACGUGCAAGACGCCUGGCUGGUGGGGUUGUCUAGAUGAGACUAGCAGUAUCACCGUACCUGUGACUACAACAGAGACCAUUACCACGACGACCUGUCUCUCACCCGGCUGGUUCGGAUGUAAAGACGAAGUUACGACAACCGAGACAACCACCAUCACCAGUAGCAUCGCCACACCCGCUCCCGCGCCUACUGUCACCACAACUUCGACGGUCGCAUCCUCAUCUUCGUCUUCCCCGACUGCGACAAGCACGACUUCCAGUACCACGUGUAAAACACCAGGUUGGUUCGGCUGCCAUGACUCGACCACCUCGAUCAAGCAAUCUGCAACAAGCACUUCAUCAGCAGACACUUCUACUGCUUCGCAUGAGUGCACGUCCAAAGAGUUCUUUGGCUUGAUCUGUGUUGACCCAUCA